This is a messenger RNA of Nicotiana tabacum (common tobacco), 3191 nucleotides long. Lineage: Eukaryota; Viridiplantae; Streptophyta; Magnoliopsida; Solanales; Solanaceae. The record is from RefSeq and is a predicted model, not a curated record.
UCUGUUUUUGUGUGGAGAGGAAAAAACGUUCCUUCUCUUUCUCUCUGUUCCCUCUUUUACUUUUGUCUGAAUUCCCCCUUUUUUCCUCUCUCUCUGUUUGAAGUUUGUUUCUUUUGUGCAUUUCAUCAAACAGAAGAGAGGGUGUGUUUUUUGUGUUUUGUGUGCUCAGAAUUAAUGGAAAUUCCGGUGAUGGGCUGCUUCUGAUCAUCAUCAUAAUGGAUUUUGAUGCCGGAAUUUCCUUGUCUGUGACUGAAGGUCCUUCCUCUUUGUCACCGUCUCUCGAUCAAGACACUCUGUGGCAAAUGAACUUGAGAUCAAGGGAAUCAAUUGAGUCGGGACAUUAUCCUGUCCGUGAAGGUGAACCAGAUUGUUCCUACUACAUCAGAACUGGUCUCUGUAGGUUUGGAUCAACUUGCCGAUUUAACCACCCUCCUAAUAGGAAACUGUAUUUGAUGCAGGCCAUUGCCACGGCAAGGAUGAAAGGAGAGUAUCCAGAAAGAAUGGGGCAACCAGAAUGCCAGACAACAAAAUUCAUGUACGUGCAACGAUCAAGUAUGUCAAUUAACGAUCAGUACUACUUGAAGACGGGAACUUGCAAAUUUGGAGCCACAUGCAAGUUUCACCAUCCUAAAGACAAGGCUGGGAUUGCUGGAAGAGUUACCCUAAAUGUCUUGGGCUAUCCGCUUCGCCCGAAUGAGGCUGAAUGUGCUUAUUACAUGAGAACUGGACAGUGCAAGUUUGGAAGUACCUGUAAAUUUCACCAUCCCCAACCUUCUAACAUGAUGGUCUCUUUACGUGGUUCCCCUGUUUAUCCCCCAGUUCCUUCUGCAACAACUCCUGGUCAGCUGUCCUAUCCCUUGUCCAGAGGAUCUUUCAUCCCUGGUGCACGCUGGCAGGCUCCGUCAAGUUACACUCCAUUGAUAAUGCCUCAGGGAGUAGUAUCUGUUCCAGGGUUUGCAUACAGUGGUCAGAUGGGAUCGAUUUCUUCUCCUGAGGGCCAGCAACAGACAGCUGGAAAUAGCCAGGUUUAUGGAACUUCACGAUCCGGUGAUGCAGCAAAUAUGGGAUCCCAAGGAGUCACUUCCCCAUACCGUCCAGCUUCUGUUCCUAUGGGGUACUAUGCAUUGCAGGGGGAGAAUGUCUUCCCUGAACGACAUGGGCAGCCUGAAUGCCAGUUUUACAUGAAGACUGGAGACUGCAAGUUUGGUGCUGUUUGUAGAUUCCAUCAUCCGAGGGAAAGGCUGAUUCCUCCUCCUGACUGCAUGUUAAGUCCCAUUGGACUUCCUUUACGCCCUGGAGAACCAUUGUGUAUUUUCUAUUCAAGAUAUGGGAUCUGCAAAUUUGGCCCAAGUUGCAAGUUUGAUCACCCAAUGACGGUUUUCACUUAUAGUAUCUCAGCAUCAUCUUCUACUGAUGCUCCUGCAGUUCAGCGUCUAUUGGGUUCAUCAUCAGGAACCAGUGCAUUGACCUUGACUUCAGAAGGGCUUGUUGAAGCAGUGUCAACGAAGCCCAGGCGACUGUCACUCUCAGAAACAAGAAAGAUGCCACCUGGUGAUAAUAACAUUGACAGAGAGGGAUGAUCUUUAUCCCCCCAAUUACCAGCCAGCAUCAUCAUUUCUAUCUUUUUGAGAAUCAAUAACAGUUGCCUGUAAAUUCUUUUCCAUCGGUGGAGAUGUACAGAAUCCAGUAAAAGUCAAUUUAUUCUUCUGAAAAUGCAUUUCAGUUGACAAGGUUGACAUCUCUGUACUUCACUUUGGAGCAAUGUAUAAAUCUGCCGAUGUUGGCACAAAUUGGUGAAUCCAACUGUUAAUUUGUAAUCUGCCUAAAGCCCUCUACCUUUUUAUAUGAAUCAAUUUAACCCCCUAAUCUCCUGUGUGAAUCAUUGGUUUCCUCAAUUGUAUCUGGCUCUCUGGUACUUUUUUGAAUAUCAGAGAAGGUUGUAAAUGAUCCAAAUGUCUAACUCUCAUACCUUGAAGUUGUUCUAGACAUAUGCUGAUGACGUGCUUUGCUUAUAAUUAUUAUCAAUGACCAGAGUCCAAAGAUAUUCUCUUUGCAGGUUUUGUAUGAGGUAACUUGUGGUGAUUACAAACGUAAAUGAUGUCAAUGGAUCGUUCUCCGCCUGUUCGGUGCACUAUUAUCUGGUAACUGGAAUUGUUAGGGGCUCACUGAGGAAAACACAGCACCUAGUGAUCGGAAAAGGAAGCAGCACAUUCCAUCGGGAAAGCAGUUAAAAAGCGAUUUUUAUUUUAUAGGCUACAGGAUUACCACAAUUGUCAUCCAACAAGCUCCAGGAUAUUGGCAGAUCUCAUUCCAAGGUGGCACAUAUCUGUGGCAACAAGAUCAUCUCUGAAGAAUAUAUUAGGGGUAUGUGGUACUGGAAUGACAACUUGUGCAAAUAGGAUGUCAUUGCUUUUUUGGGUGCAGUAAGACAUCUUACAAUCUAUGCCAACUUAUUAAUAGGAAGCUAGAGCUCUCUGGUGAUCCGUGAAACAUCUGAAGUUUUAAUUUACUAAGUGAGAUGUACCAUGAUAUAAUGAAGUUGAAGUAGUCAACCUUGUAAUUUGACAUAAACCAGAGGAUAUUUAACCUAGUAUCCCGUUCUCCUAGAUGAGGAUUGGAUUUGGCAGGAAGAUGUAAGCUCUAACAAGUCUCUGAUCCAAUGUAGAAAUUUCUGUCUUGACCUAAUAAAGGAAGAUUUUUGCAGAAAUGCAGGGUAAGACUGCAUACAAGAGACACUUGUGGUCCGGCCUUUCCCUGAACCCCGCGCAUAGCGGGAGCUUAGUGCACCGGGCUGCCCUUUACAUUUAUGAAUUCAUAAUCAGUGGAUUUAUUGAUGUCACUAGCUGAUCCUUGAAUCUUUUGAAAAAGAUGGUCAGAGAGUCGCUGCCAAUCAACAACAAAAUAAAGUAAAUAGUUAUUCAGGGAGUUACACUGAGAACCAUAUGAUAUUUUGUGAUGAGGAGCCUCUAGAUCAUGGCACUGUUAUUAGCAGCAUUCUCUUCUUUGAAAGAUCUAUGGAGAAAAAAUCUGUUAGUAUAGAAUACAGUGUUUUCGUGUAAAUGGAAGGAACAAUAGUUAUUCUAGUGAUUUAUUCAAUGGUUAGUAGGAGUGAGUAAAUUUUCUUUUAUUUUUGGCCAUGUUGGGAUUUAUGCUAUAACAAAUUUUGAUCUCUUUUAAUGGGGUUUAAACAA